Molecule: messenger RNA, 660 nt
Organism: Chrysochloris asiatica (Cape golden mole)
Lineage: Eukaryota; Metazoa; Chordata; Mammalia; Afrosoricida; Chrysochloridae
Gene: TIMM8A
Product: translocase of inner mitochondrial membrane 8 homolog A (yeast)
Exons: 2
Coding region: 58-351 (97 amino acids)
Source: RefSeq, a predicted model, not a curated record
ACGCGAAGGUCGGUGAGUUGGUGCGGAGUAGUUCUCGGCCCGCGUGGUCGCGCUGGGAUGGAUUCCUCCUCGUCUUCCUCAGCGGCCGGUUUGGGCACUGUGGACCCACAGUUGCAGCAUUUCAUUGAGGUGGAGACACAGAAGCAGCGCUUUCAACAGCUAGUGCACCAGAUGACGGAACUUUGUUGGGAGAAGUGCAUGGACAAGCCUGGGCCAAAGUUGGACAGUCGGGCUGAGGCCUGUUUUGUGAACUGUGUUGAGCGCUUCAUUGAUACAAGCCAAUUCAUCUUGAAUCGACUGGAACAGACCCAGAAAUCCAAGCCAGUUUUCUCAGAAAGCCUUUCUGACUGAUCUCAGCAUUACCUCAUUGGAGAAGGAAGGUAGUUCAAGAAAUGAAGAGCUGUUGAUGGGAUGGUUGAAGAGAAGGCUAUGGGGAAUUGGCUUCUACCUUUUUUCGCUUUGGGGAUGUUCUGUCAUCUGAGAAUGAACAAAGACCAAUUGUGUGUUUGUGUGGUUUGAGGGUUAUAUAUGUAUUCGGUUGUGUUUUUUAUGCUAAUCUUAUGGAAAUAAUUGACAGAUGAGUGGAAGACUCUACCAGAAUGUAUAUCACUCUAUGUGGGACUGUGCUUUUUGUCAAACUCCCAUUAACUGCUUCCUAUA